This is a messenger RNA of Diversispora eburnea, 381 nucleotides long. The record is from the annotation of a GenBank genome assembly. Lineage: Eukaryota; Fungi; Glomeromycota; Glomeromycetes; Diversisporales; Diversisporaceae.
AUGAUUUCAUUAAAAAACAAAUAUAUGCCACAGAAAUAUUUUACUUCUGUUGAUCAUCCAGUAAAUUGUGAGCAAAACUUGGGUGUCAAUUUAAAUUUUGGACAAAAUAUGGCGGGAGGUCCUAUGUACAAUUAUAGAAAGAAUAAAAGUAUCAAGACAACAACUGAUGAUUGGCAUAUAGAACGGUCGGAAUCCUCUACAACUGGUGUGCAGCGGUUAUAUCGCUUUACUGUGCAAGAACUCUAUAAAGAUGGUGAAAAUCAACGCAACUUACCAUCAACAGAUAUCCAUUCUGGUCACUGUCUUGAGAAAUUCAACAUGGGCUUUGCUGAAUUAAGAAAAAAAUUUCAUCGUGAUCUUCAAAUCCUCAAAUUAAAUUAG